This is a messenger RNA of Corylus avellana, 414 nucleotides long. The record is from RefSeq and is a predicted model, not a curated record. NCBI's taxonomy places the organism in Eukaryota, Viridiplantae, Streptophyta, Magnoliopsida, Fagales, Betulaceae.
AUGGGCUGCACUGAUGGACAGAAUGUCCUCUACGCCGCUUACAAGUUUAUAGGUGGAGCAUCCAGAUGGUGGGAGACCAAGAAAGAACUAUUGGACCAAGAGUUGAGAGGAGCCGAGAUCACUUGGGCCUGUUUUAAGAAAGAAUUUAAUGAUAGAUUCUUUUCUAGAGCCCAACAACUCUGCGCCAAGGAAUUUCAUAAUCUAGUUCAAGGUAACCUGACUAUAGAGCUAUAUGCUGCCAAAUUCAUGGAAUUGGCAAGGUUUGCUCUGAACUUGGUUCCUGAUGAGGAGUCAAGGACUGAAAGAUUCCAAGAAGGCCUGCACCCACGAAUUAGGGAUAGGGUCACUUGCUUCGAAAUCAAAGACUUCACUAAAUUAGUGAAUGUUGCUACUAUCGCAAAAAGGGGACACUAG